AUGGCUCUGAAGAUUGUUAUCUGCUUAAUGGCUAUUGCCCACAUUGCUGUCGGCAUUGAACUUAAAGCUGAACCCGACUAUGGCCCAGUUGCCUAUGAGUUCCACUAUUCCGUCCAUGAUCCACAUACCGGUGAUAUCAAGAGUCAAAAGGAGGUACGCAAAGACGAUAAAGUCGAGGGCAGCUACGAAUUGAUUGAUUCCGAUGGUCAUCGUCGUUUAGUUAAAUACAAGGCCGACGACCAUAACGGUUUUGAGGCCAUCGUUUUGCGAGAACCAACCGAUAUUAAGAUUCCCAUUCCUGAACCUCAUCAUGUGGGUAAAAUAUUGACCGCUACAAAAAUUUUGGCACCAGCUCCUUUGGUACAUUACGCCGCUCCUAAGCAUGUGCUGUUGGCCAAAACAGCAUUAUCUCAUGCUCCCGAAUAUGGCAAUUUCGUUUCAUUCUCAGGACCCUCACACAAUUAUAAAUAUUAA
Messenger RNA from Calliphora vicina (urban bluebottle blowfly), 474 nucleotides. RefSeq names its product Cuticular protein 30B (gene Cpr30B). The record is from RefSeq and is a predicted model, not a curated record. Gene Ontology annotation, cellular component: extracellular matrix. The transcript has 2 exons. Bases 1 to 474 code for a protein of 157 amino acids. Lineage: Eukaryota; Metazoa; Arthropoda; Insecta; Diptera; Calliphoridae.